AUGAAUUAUGACAUGGAUCUGGAUGUGAAUCGUGCAUCGCGCGGGAACUCCUGUCAUGCGGUUUCCUUCAUUUGGAAGUGUGUUCUUGCUGAGGUGACGCCGGAUCUCUCCCUUCCCAUUCCGAUAGAUUGUGAGGUGAACGGACGGGUGUACGGGAAUGGGGCAAAGAUCGAGAACCCGGACAAACCUUGUGAGGUCUGCUCAUGCCAAGGUGGAGAUGUUAAGUGCAACCUUAUCGAGUGCUUCUGGAGAAAUGACUGCACUCCCAAAUACCAGUCUGGUCGCUGCUGCCCCACCUACACCCACUGCCCGCCUCUCAAUUCACAGACGAUGGCGACGUUUGCUCCAGGCAAGUCGUCCCCACUCCCGCGUCCACCUUUGAUUGGAGCUAAUCAGGGACCUAUUGGAAUCUCUACGAUGGAAACUAACCAAAAGGAAGAUAAAACCACCAUCAGUCCCGAGACAACGACUGAAGUGAAAUCAACCGCCGUGAAACGAGAGCAAUCCACAACGACUGAAGCAUACACUGAAGUAACCUCAAUCAAAUCCAAAGACGGAAUUACGUCAGUGGUCAUGAAGUACCCCACAGUAACAAAGGUAGAACAGGACGGUAAUGAUACCAUCAUCGAGCAAAUCGACCAGAUGGUCACAGUUGAGGUAAUGCCUAACAAGACUGAUGAUAUUGUCGCACCUGAGUUAGAGCUUGUGGCAGUAGGAACAGUUGAAGACGUAAAUGAAGAUGAUGAUGAGAAAGACAAGAAUAUUUCGACUGAAAAGACAAAAUCGUCAUCUUCGCCUUCCCUUACCCCCGCUCUGACACAUCCUGAAGAUAAUGCUCCGGCACAGCCCCACAUGGUGGAACAAAGCGAUGAUGAUGAGUCCGGGGAAAGAGUGGUAACCAGAUGGGAGAUUGUGACCGAAAUCAUUGACACGCGUCACGAGAGCAUUGUCAACUUUUUCAACAACUUGUUCGCAGGUGACGAUCCGUUCCCAGAUUUACCAUAUACCGAUAAACAGUCGGAUUCUGAGGUAGAAGAGGCGACUUCAUUACCAGAUAGCCCAGAUUCACUCACCAUCAUAGUGGAGGAAACGUCCGGAGAGGGGCGAUCUGAACCAGAGACCAAUCAUAAAGGACCAGGAAUGAUUCUCGAAGAGUAUCAGCCACCGGUCACAAUCAUACAUCAGGAAAAUGGACUAGGGCCAAGGACAAACAGCACCACGACCGAGGUCCCCAGUAACAUGAAAACUGUCUCAGGUGUUGAUGAUAAUCUAACAAAAGUAGAGAUGAAGGGUCAAACACUUGCAGGACCAACGAAGAUGUCGGCGAUACAUCGGAACAUUUCCAAGAACAAAAUCAACGUCAACCAACAACGGGAGGAGAUGAAAAAGUACAAAUACACACAAGAGAUACGGCCGAACAUGAAGAUGAAGGGGAAUAAUCCAAGUGAUGACGCACAUCUAACAGCUCCUGGUGAACCUGACGACCCUGCUGGAGAUAUUGGACUCCCUAGCUUUGGUUCAAGCGCUGGUGUUCUUUCAACAAUUCCCGAUUCUGGGGUAGCUUCUGAAAUUGCUUAUUUUACCCCUGAUAACCCACCUUUUGAUGCAUCUGGGAUUCUUCCAUUGCAACCCGAGCUUCUUCCAUCUCCUCCUGCCGGUAUCCCUUUAAGAGGACCUAAUCCGGACCUUUUCCAACACGCCUUGGAGACAAAAACCAUCACAACCUCUAUGGGUGAUUCAUCUAACGCCAAGGAUUUGUCUGAAAUUUCCACCGAGCCUCCCUCGACGACGCCUGGCAGUAGAAAUAAUUUCGCAAGUCAUGGAGCUGUGGAUCCUCGGUUGCAACCACAGGUAAUGCUAUAUCCUGUGUCUCACAUGGAAGAUCUCGUGGUAAUGAACGGAGAGAAUACGACAACGGCAACGGAUUUGAAAUCUGGAAAUAUCCAUGGAGUUAGUUUCGGUCACGAGCCAGAAUCCCCCCGACCAUCACCUCCAGUCCGCCAGCCAUUCCUAGGAUUUAUUCCAUCUGUCGCAAAUCCGAUUGCAUCUCAGAACUUAAAUAAUCCUCCUGGGCCCCAAGCAUUCGUUCCUCUGAAUCAGCCUAAUUUGCAUGCGGGUGAACCUGGUGUGAGAUUCCACCCCGCCGCAAGUCCUUCAGAUUUAUCGUCCGGCUACUACCCUCUUCAAAACUCAAGACCAACAACACAGUUCCAGUCCUCACCACAGUCGAAUCCUGGCAUUCCUCUUGAAACGACUACGGCUACAACGACGAGACAGAUUGUCGAUGAGCCUUCAAACCAGAAAGAGCACGGACCACAAUCCGGCAAUCAAUGGUUACCUUUCUUAUUAGUUCCGUCCGUUCGGGAGACCACCACCGCAAAGGUGCAUCACGAAAAUGAGACGGCAACUCUGCCUGCACACAAUGUCAAAGAUGAAUUGACAGUUGGAACCAUUCUCAAUGUCACUCAAGAUGGGUUUAACAGGGUCAUGUACCGAAACGAGAUGGAGAAUCAGACCAAGACCCACGAAGAUCCCGACACCGUCUUUGGACAUGUUGUGUCUCUCGUGAGGCACAUUCUUCAGUAA
Messenger RNA from Darwinula stevensoni, 2586 nucleotides. NCBI's taxonomy places the organism in Eukaryota, Metazoa, Arthropoda, Ostracoda, Podocopida, Darwinulidae. The record is from the annotation of a GenBank genome assembly.